AUGAGCAAGACAUUCGACGUGAUCAUCGUCGGCGCAGGCAUCUCCGGCAUCAAUGCCGCCUACCGCAUUCAAUCCCAACUCCCGGGCUACAGCUAUGCCAUCCUGGAGGCCCGUGAUGACCUAGGCGGCACCUGGGAUCUCUUCAGGUAUCCUGGAAUCCGAUCUGAUUCCGACCUCUUCACGUUCGGUUUCCAAUUCAACCCGUGGAGUCGCGACAACCCCAUCGCCGAGGGCAGCGCCAUCAAAGAGUAUGUGCGCGAUACAGCGAAGAAGUUCGGCAUUUACGACAACAUCCACUUCGGCCACCGGUUGAACACAGCCAGUUUCUCGACGGAGAGCAACACCUGGUCGCUGGCCGUCGACGCGCAAGGGGAAAAGACCUUCACCGCCCGCUACGUCAUUUUCGGCACUGGCUACUACAACUACAAGGAGCCUCUCAAGGCGGAGAUUCCUGGGCUGGAUGAUUUCCAGGGCCAGAUCAUCCAUCCGCAGUUCUGGCCCGAGGACCUGCAGUAUAAGCAGAAGAAGAUCGUGAUCAUCGGGUCCGGCGCAACAGCGGUCACCCUCUUACCAAACCUAGCAGACGAGGCCGAGCGAGUGACGAUGCUCCAGCGGAGUCCGACAUAUAUUCUGUCCUUGCCCAAUCGCACCAACAGCCGCUGGCUGAGUUACAUCUUGCCCAAUGCGUUGUACACCCGCAUUCAGCGUAUGAUUUGGAUCUAUACAUCGCGCAUCUUCUUCCUCUUCUGUCAACGAUUCCCGAACUUCUCGCGCUGGUUGCUCAAGUUGAACGUGCGCAAGCAGCUGCCCAAUCACAUUCCCUACGAUCCCCAUUUCAAGCCGAGAUAUAACCCCUGGGACCAGCGUUUGUGCGUGUGCCCGGAUGGAGAUCUGUUCAAAUCCCUCCGUCAGGGCAAGGCCGACGUGAAGACCGAUACCAUCAAACAAGUUACAAAGAAUGGAAUUGUGCUGAGCUCAGGGGAGAAGCUCGAUGCAGAUAUCAUUAUCACUGCUACUGGUUUACGAUUGCAGAUGGCUGGUGGUGCCACUCUGGCUGUUGAUGGCCAGAAGAUCAAUCCCGGCGACAAGUAUCUCUGGAACGGUGUGAUGCUGCAGGAUGUCCCCAACGCCGCCUUCGUCAUUGGAUACACCAAUGCCUCGUGGACACUGGGUGCCGAUGCUACCGCGCAAUUUGUCUGUCGUCUGUUGAAGAGCCUUGAGUCGCGCAAGUUGAUUGCCGCCACACCAAGAGUGAAGGAGAAGGAAGCCACCACACUUCAGGACCGCAGACUCCUGAACCUGAACUCCACAUAUGUUUCUAUUGCCGAACGUGUGCUCCCCAAGGCUGCUGAUCGUGGCCCUUGGCAACCUCGUGAUCACUACCUCAAGGACAUCAAGUUCGCCACAGGUGGUGAUAUUGAUACCGGACUGGAGUUUGCACAGGGCCCCAGUCUGCGUCUGCGUCCUAAGAUCGCUUGA
Messenger RNA from Penicillium olsonii, 1479 nucleotides. NCBI's taxonomy places the organism in Eukaryota, Fungi, Ascomycota, Eurotiomycetes, Eurotiales, Aspergillaceae. The record is from the annotation of a GenBank genome assembly.